GUCCAUCCGAAAAAUAAUUUGCGAUGAAGUUUAUCAAUUGAAACGAAAAUAUCCUAGUUUUAAUCCUCGACUUGCAAUUGUUCAAGUUGGAAAUAGGGAAGAUUCUGCUGCAUAUGUGAGACAGAAAGAACAAGCCGCCAAAGAGGCUGGAAUUGAUUUUAUUUUACAAAAAAAAAACGAAUCAAUUACAUCGGAGGAGCUUUUGAGAUUGGUUCAUGAAUUAAACUAUGAUCCAUCUAUUCAUGGCGUGUUGGUUCAGCUUCCUUUACCGGAACAUAUCGAUGAAAGAUGUAUUAUUGAAGCCAUUGAUCCAAAAAAAGAUGUCGAUGGAUUUCAUGCAUAUAAUAUCGGAAGGUUGGCUAAGAGAAAUUGCGAUCCUCUAUUUUUACCAUGCACUCCCAAAGGAAUCAUCGAAUUAUUGAAUCAAACUGAAAUUAUUAUUUCAAGUAAGCGCACCGUUGUGGUCGGCCGUAGUGAUAUUGUGGGAUUUCCCAUGUUUACACUCCUACAAAAAAGAAAUGCUACGGUUACAUUGUGUCAUUCAAUGACUGCAAACCUUCCUGAGAUUGUCAAAUCAGCUGAAAUCCUAGUGGUGGCUAUUGGAAAAGCAGAGUUCAUAAAGGGCGAUUGGAUAAGUCCCGGUGCAGUAGUCAUUGAUGUUGGAACCAAUGCGAUUAAAGAUUCCACAAAAAAAGCAGGCAUUCGAUGGGUAGGCGAUGUAGAAUUUUCAUCCGCCUCUGCAGUAGCGUCAUACAUAACACCAGUUCCUGGUGGUGUAGGUCCGAUGACAGUUGCAAUGUUGUUACAAAAUACAGUGGAAAGUGCCAAAAGGUUUCUAAAAGAAAGUAACGAACGUAAGAUAUCCACAUUGGCCUUGAAACGAGUU
Racocetra persica is the source of this 886-nucleotide messenger RNA. NCBI's taxonomy places the organism in Eukaryota, Fungi, Glomeromycota, Glomeromycetes, Diversisporales, Gigasporaceae. The record is from the annotation of a GenBank genome assembly.